Molecule: messenger RNA, 1027 nt
Organism: Adineta steineri
Lineage: Eukaryota; Metazoa; Rotifera; Eurotatoria; Adinetida; Adinetidae
Source: the annotation of a GenBank genome assembly
AUGCCAAUUUGUCAACGUAUUGGUAAUUUAUUAUCUCGUCUGAAAAAAUCAAUCGUUGAAUUGAAUAUUUUUCAUUCGAACAUAUCUUCUAUAACAGAUGAAAAUGAGAUUAGAACAGAAAUACUAUCUACACGUACUUUUUUCCUAUUUCUUGUUGUUUCUCUUGCGGUUCUAACAGGAUAUAUAUCUCAAAUUCAAGUAGAAAAAACAUUUGAAAUAUCUUAUCCAAAUUAUGAUCAAUAUUUGAAUUUAUACAAACGAUAUUCAACAAUUGUUUCUUGUCCAUGUACAACUGUUUCAAUUCCAUAUGAAAAAUUUAUAAAUAUAAAAGCGACUUAUCAUCAAGUCUGUCAAAGUAUUUAUACAACAAAUUUUUGGAUAAAUUUAAUAAAAUCUUCAUCGAUAUAUCAACAACCUUCACCAACUUUUCGUUAUGUUGGUGGACCAUUAUUUCAAUUAUUAACAUCAUUUUGUAGUUCAACUAAUACAACAAUUGAUCAAGGUCUUAAUAAUUUUUAUAAAACACUUUUUAUUUCAGGAACAGUCAUGUCUUUGGAAAUCUUUCAAACACAAACUAAUGAAUUAAUUCAAAUUUUUAUUUCUAGUACAACAAAUAGUUUUAUUCGAUCAUUAGAUAUAAUUCGUGAAACAACUUCUAAUAAUGGAAUUAUCUCUGGAUUACUUACUAACUUUGAUUAUUAUACUGAACCAUAUCAAACUUCUAAUAACACGACAAUGUAUAACGUUAUCACUAAUUAUCAUACUUUUACGGAUUCAACAUCAAAUUGUUCAUGUGGAGACAGCCCAUCGUGUACAACACCAGUUUAUGUCGAUAAUGGAAAUUCAUUUCUUGUUCCAGGAAUGUAUAUCGGUUGUUUUAUUCUCGAAGCUUUACUUCAAUCAAAUCUCAUUUGUUUUUAUAAUCAAUCAUGUAUUGAUGAUCUUCAAUAUGCUCUCACUUCAUCUGCUACUAAUUUCAGUACAACAGCAUUGGAUUUAACAUUACCCAGUCAAUAUCAACCAAAUA